This is a messenger RNA of Parastagonospora nodorum SN15, 492 nucleotides long. RefSeq lists its product as hypothetical. The transcript is spliced from 2 exons. The coding region runs from base 1 to 492 and encodes 163 amino acids. The record is from RefSeq and is a predicted model, not a curated record. NCBI's taxonomy places the organism in Eukaryota, Fungi, Ascomycota, Dothideomycetes, Pleosporales, Phaeosphaeriaceae.
AUGACGACCGGCAGCGCAGGUUCUGCCGCCUGCCGUUGCCUCUUGUUUGGUCUUCCGUCUUCCGCUCGUUUGUGUGAGCAACUACGCGCCCUGGGACAGACCCUUCGCUGGGGCGCAUCCGGAAUCCGUGAGGCGGUGCAUGCGCCCCCAGGCAACUGGCGGCAUUCUCCGCUCGAAUUGCAACAGCUCGCGUGCCAUCGCACGGCCAAUCUAAGAAACAGCCUCCCGCCUACGGGAACACCUGUGCUGACCGGCGCCUGCGACUAUCUGAACAUUGUCCAGAUGGGACAUGUUCAGCGCAAUCGAAUGUUUCGACUGCAUUUGAUAGCGCGCGCCACUUCGCGUGACAUCAUCGCAUACUUGGAAGGCGUUUGGUUCCAACGGCGAUUCCGCGCACCGUUCCGAGACAUCGCGCCUCUCCACCCGAAGGCUGUGAACUAUCGUCGCUCCUUUUGCGGCCACAUGAUGAAUACACCUGAUAGGCUUGGCUAA